CCCUUCACGCCGCUUUCCUCUUCAUUUUGGGCUCAAGUUUCUUACCACCCCCGCCGUCCUAACGCGGGCUGAACUGCUGGGUCAGCGUUGUGCGUGGUGCUGGGAGCGACCCUCAGCCUGCUGCUGCUUCACCCAGGUUCUCGAGAAAAUGCUGUCAUUCAAGGAUGUGGCCAUUACUUUCUCUCCAGAAGAGUGGAAAUACCUGCAGCCUGCUCAGUGGAAUCUGUACAGGAAUGUGAUGUUGGAAAACUACAGCAACCUCGUGUUUCUGGGCCUUUCUUUGUCCAAGCCAUUGUUGGUCAGAUUUCUGGAGAAAAACCAAGAGCUUCGGAAUAUGAAGAGAAAAGCAGCAGCUGUGUCCAAAGGAAAAAAACCCUUUAAAUGUAAAAAAUGUGGCAAAGCUUUUCCUAAAAAGUCAAACUAUACUUAUCACCUGAGAAUUCACACCGGAGAGAAACCCUACAAGUGUAACAUAUGUGGGAAGGCCUUUUCUCUACAGUUCAUACUUAGAAGACACCAGAAAGUUCACCCUGGAAAAAACUCUGACAAGUAUGGCAUAUGUGGCAAGACCUUUGCUGUGCGCUCCACACUUACUCACCACCAUAAUAUUCACAUCAGAGAGAAACCCUACAAGUGUGUCGUAUGUGGCAAGGCCUUCAGUAUGCCCUCCACACUUACUAACCACCAGAAAAUUCACGAUAGACCCUACAAGUGUGAAGUAUGUGGCAAAAAGUUUUCUGCUUCCACAGAUUGUAUAAAACACCGGAGAGUUCACACUGGAGAGAAACCCCACAAGUGUGAAGAAUGUAAAAAACCCUUUAGAACUCUUCCAGAGCUCAUUAAACACAGAGUAGUCCAUACUGGACAGAAACCCUACACCUGUGAAAAAUGUGGCAAAGCCUAUAGGAGGAGUGAUAACCUUCAUCAACACCAGCAAGCUCAUACUGCACAGAAAUCCUACAAAUGCAAAGAAUGUGGCAAAAUGUUUCGCUAUUCCUCAGGCCUUACAAGACAUCAAAGGAUUCAUUCUGAAGAGAGACCCUAUAAGUGUGAGGAAUGUGGCAAAGCCUUUCCCUGGCCUUCAGACCUUACUGACCAUGCAAGAACCCAUAAGAGGAUGAAGCAGUACACCUGUGAAGAAUGUGGUGAGUGCUUUACUAUUCAAACAACAUUUUCUAAUGUCCAAAAAUUUCGUCGUGAGGGAAAACCUUCUAAAUGUGAAAAAUGUCGAAAGAGCCUUUAAAGGUUCGUGGUUACAUAAAGCACACAAAAGAGUUCAAACAGCUAGCCUGAAAAUAUGAAGGCCAUGGCGGAUGUUUUGUGUAUCAUUCAGCUGUUGCUCAACCUCAAACAAUUUAUAUCUGAGAGAAACCCUACGCAUGUUCAGAAAAGGACCAGGGCUUAUGUCAUGUCUGUAUAAGAAUUGAAGAAUUCAUUCUGAUGAGGAGGUCUAAAAGAGCAAUCAGUGUGGCAAGCUCUUUACCUGUUCUUCACACCUUAAGUAUGCCCAGAGACUGCAUUCUGCAGAGGCACUUUCCACAUACAAACGCUGUGCCUGAGCCUUGAAUAAUCAUUCAGGUCUUCAUCAGCAUUGAGGAAUUGCCAGAGGUGAGAAACCCUGCAAGUGCAGAUGUCCUUGUUAGCUGUUGAUGCCACAUCACACAGCCCAGCAUCAUCUGCGGGUUUCUCACCUAGGUAUUUGAAUUGCUCAGGUUAGCCUAUAGGCAUAUUUUGGGGGGCAUUUUCUUCAUUGCUAAGUGAUGUACAUUAGUCCAUCCAAGGGUAAGGAGUGCCAUUCCAGGGCAAAUGUUCCUGGGUUAUGUAAGAAUUCUGUGUGAUAGAGCAUAUUAAAGAACGAUGGAGCAAGCAAAGAAGGAAGUAACUUUUCUCUAUGGCAGUAGGUCUCAACUUUCUUAAUGCUGUGACCCCUUAAUACAGUUCCUCAUGUUGUGGUGACCCUGAACCACAAACUUAUCUUCACUGCUACUUCAUAACUCUAAUUUUGGUAGUUAUGAAUCGUAAAUAGAUGAUAUGCAAAUGACCCCUCAACCCACGGGUUGAAACAGAUGCUCUGUGGUUUCUGCUUUAGCUUCUGCUCUGGCUUCCCUGGAUACCGAAACUAAGCUGAAACAAACCUUUCUUCCCUAAGUUGUUUGGGGUCAUGGCAUUUGCCAUGGGAAGACAAAUCAAAGUGAGACAGCAGUGAAUGUGUGAAGGAUUUUAACCCUUCCUUAUACUUACUAGACUCCGUGUGGGAGAUGAGGACACACAGCCUUUAGAUUUGUUCGAGCUUCACUGGAGACCAGAGCAUUCACAUUGAGGAAAGCCCUAUUUAUACAAAGAAUGUGGUGGGAGUUGACUUAGAGCCACUGUGUAUUCAGGUGUUAAUUGCUUGCCCCUGAGAGUCUUCCUGUUCUAUGAGCAAUCCCCCACAUAUACCAAAAUGACAUUUAUGUGACCUUGCCCCCCAAAUUAUUCCCAGCAGCUGAAUAAAGUGCGGACACUGGGCUGAGCGGGUUAGAAGGGGCAGAGCGAAGGUUCAUGGAGAGACAGGAGACAGGUAGAGGAGAGAGGAGGAGAGAGGGUGUAGGAUUGCUACAGAAGAAGCAUGUGGCCGGAAGGAGCCUCCUUCAUGGAAAGGCUUGAUGGCGGAAAGCAGCCCACAUGAGAAACAUACAUGAGUAUUUAUGGAAAUUUUGGAUGGCAAGUAACCCAGAGAGAAUCAUUAGAGCAGUUGGCAGGGGAUUUGGAGCUGGGAGGAUAAAGUGUGCCUUAGGAGGUUAGUUUUUGCCUCCUCCAAUGUAUAGGCAUAUUAAAAAUAUAACAGGUGUCUGUCUUUUAUUGACAUGGUAGCAGGUUAAAUAAUCUUGCCACAUUAAUUAUAGGCUACUAAUAGUAAACAGCUCGUUUUUUAUAUUCAUCAACAGACGAUAAUGAAGAUUUUUUUAAUUGAUUGUGCUUAAUUAAACAUUGAAUAACUCUUACUAGAGAAGAACUUUGUAAGAACAAAGAUAUUGGAUAACUACUGAACAGUGUUCUACUCUCAUGUGGUAUUUUAAAUUUAUACAUACAAGAAACCCUGCAAAUCCAGGUAUGAAGAGAAAUUAUUUAAUCUUCAUAGUUAAGAGAAUUUGUUUUGUUGAGACACCUCCUCCGAAAAGGCUACACCUUCUAAUCCUUCCUAAAGCAUUCACCAGCUGAGAACCAGACAUCCAAAUAUAUGAGCCCCUGAGGUCCAUUCUUAUUCAAACCGCCAGAUCAUACUCUGAACCAGAUUAUACUCUGAGCCAGAGUAUGCUUUUUCUUUCAAAUUGCUCUUAUAUUUUAUCACAGUAACUGAAAAAGUUACUAAUAAAAAUAAAAGUGUCAUUUGACCUUUAAUACAUAUACACGAAAGUGUUUUCUUCCUACUUUUUCUUUAUUUCCUCACUGCCCCUUUGUUACUCUAUUCUCUUUCUAAACUGUUUCAGUACAUACACACACACACACACCACCAUGCACAUACAGUCACAGAUGUGAUAGGAAUAUAACUUUUCUGCAAAAGUGCAGAAGAAAGAAAAGUGAUGUGGAUGUUGAACUAUUAGUUACAAUGAUACUUUUUGCAUUUCAGUGUUACAUUAAUAUCUUUCAUCCAGCUUGAAUUUAUUUUUGUAGGAUAAGUGGAAUAGAUCUAAUUUUAUUCUUCCUUUUAGAAGAAUUUGGAUAUCCAAUUUUACCAGCAUUAUUUGUUGAAAAGGCUGUCUAUUCAGGCACAUAUUUUUGUAAAUUUUGCCAAAUAUUAUGUGUCCUUUACCUUAGUGUUUUCUCUCUGGGUAGUAUUUUAUAUUCCAUUAUUUUCAUGUUUGUUUUAGGGGAGUGCCAUGUUAUCCUUAUCACUAUGGCACUCCCCUAUGGAUAGUUUGAGGUUGUUAAGUAAUAUACAUUUGACUGUUCUUUAUGCAUAAAUUGCUUAUAUGUGGCCAUUUUUAUUCUUUGGUUAAGGUUUGUCUCUUUUAAAAAAAUUUAAGACUAUGGUGACUAGGUGCUAUUUUUUCUAAUAACUUUCUUUGAAAGUAUCUUGUUGGUGUAUAUAAAGGCUAAUGAUACUUUGUUAAUUUUGUGAACAGCUCUUUUACUGAUAGUGUUUAUCUAUGUCUUAGUUAGGGUUUGUAUUGCAGUAGAAAACACCAUCACCAAAAGCAAGUUGGGGAGGAAACAGUUCAUUUUAUUUUAUACUUCCAGGAACAAUCCAUCACUGAAUGUACUCAGGGUAGGAAAUCAGGUAGGGCAGGAACCUGGAGACAAGAACUGUAGAGAGCCCUUGGAUACUGCUUACUGCCUUCUUCUGUAUAGCUUGUUCAGCUUCCUUCCUUCCUUCCUUCCUUCCUUCCUUCCUUCCUUCCUUCCUUCCUUCCUUCCUUCCUUCCUUCCUCCCUCCCUCCUUCCCUCCCUCCCCUCCCUGCCUCCCUCCCUCCUUCCCUCCCUCUGUCCCUCCCUUUCUUCUUUCCUUCCUUUCUCUCUCCCUCUCCCCUCUCCCCUUUCUCUCUUUCUUUCUAAAGUGGAAUUCAUCCCAGGGUCUUGCCCACACUAGACAAAGCUGACAGUAUAAACCACACUGUGUUGUAUAAGGCUCUUGUUCUAAUAACACCAGCACAGGGGCUAGGCACAGAGGAGGUGAAGAGUUGGACCUAGCCAGGGUUUGGAGGCCUGGUGGAGGAGGGGCAGGGUAUGACACAUUGACAGAACCUGGAUCCCAAUCAGGGAAAGGACUCAGAAAGCCUGAGGCAGUGUGGGCUGUAGUCUUUUUGGUUCCAGAAACUACAGGGAGUCAGAAUUCUGGAGAAGAAAUGGGGUUAGGGCACAGAAAGAGGGCUGUAUAUAUUUCUAGAGGUAGCACUGUGAUGGGUAAUGAUGAGGUUUAAGGAGUUCUCUGCCUGGACAGUACAACAUGAAAGCGAGAGACAAGUUUUCAUGGGUUUCCCUGGUUGAUGCUGACUUUGCCCAGAAAUGUCCAGAGUCAUUUGAGGACAAACGGGUCAAGGGGCCAAGACGAUGCAUAAACAAGGAGAGUAGCUGCUAGAGUGACAACAGUAAGCAGGAUGCUGUAGUAGGUGUGAGGUAAUGGCCCAUCUUUCAUAAGAGCAAAGUUUCUGAGGAAGGAGACAUCAUGUGUAGAAUAGCAAUGUUAAGCUUGUUCAGGUCCUUCCUUCCUUCCUUCCUUCCUUCCUUCCUUCCUUCCUUCCUUCCUUCCUUCCUUCUUUCCUUUCUUCCUUCCUUCCUUUUCUUCUUUCCUUACUCCUUUUUCUUUCUUUCUCAAUAAAUAUUCUUAUUUUAACUAAAAUUUGUUUAUGUGCAUUGGUGUUUUGCCUGUAUGUAUGUGAGGAUGUCAGAAUCCAUGAAACUGGAGUUAUGGAUUAUGAGUUGCCAUGUGGGUGCUGAGAAUUGAACCUGGCUUCUCUGGAAGAACAGCCAGUGCUCUUAAACAUGAAGCCAUAUCUCCAGCCCCUCAACAUGCUUUUUUAAUAGCACGCAUGACCUCCAGACCAGUUGUGGCACUGCCCACAGUGAGUUGGGCCCUCCAUCAUCAGUCCAAUCUUGGACCUGACUGUGUCUAAGGGGAUCAGCAAGCAUUUACAGUCCCACGAAUCUCUCCUGACCUACCUCACCUUCACACAGGAGUGGGCUGGAUUAUGCUCUGCCUCAGCUGAGCCUCACCCAAGCCUACUGGGCUCCCAUUGGUGCAAGGGGCUGAUGAGCAGAGGCCCAGACCUUCUUUUCUAAUUAAUGGUUCUUCUUUUGACCAGUGAUCUGGAAUAUCAGGAUGCUUCCUUCUCUGAGAAGCCUCAGGCCUGUUGGGAACUGCCACAUCUCAGUCCUCCCUUACUUAAGGGAUCAAACCAUGACUGAAGCCAGGAAGUUGGUAGUGGGUCUCAGGGUAACCAGGAUAGAUGCAGAAAGAUGGAUUGAGUGUAUAUUUCGUCAACUUUAUCAAUCUGGAUCCCAAUCCUGACCAAGGUAAAGGGCACUAGAUACUUAUAGCCAGGUCCUACUGACUGGCAAACACUGGCACCUGGACAUCACUGAAGUUAUUCUGACAAGUUUGGCUACUGAUAUUUGCUAGGUUUUUGCAGUGAGCUUUUUAGGAUGGGUAGAAGCUAUUUCCACCAGAUCAAAAAUGGCUAAUAUAUUUGCCAAGAAGUUACUGAUGGAGAUCACCACAUAUUUGGCCUUUUCUACUCUUUAGAGCCUAACAGUAGCUCAAUAUUCACUGCCAAAGUAUCUCAGCAAGUGGCUUAAACUCUAGGAAUGCAUUGGAACUUACAUUGUGUCUAUGGGUCCCAAAGCUCGGGACAGAUAGAGCUAACAGGACUAUUAACUAAAUUCAUUGCAGAAACUGUUAGGGGGUAGACUGAGAUGCUCCCUACAUUCUUUGAGGACCAGGUGCUGCCUCUACAGGGACAAGCCAACACCACUCUAAUUGGCACCAGUCUCUUUUGUCUUGGUCCAAAUGGUUUACUACCCUUUUAGCUGCCAUAGCUAGACUUAUUCUUUUACUAUUUCUUGGUGUUCCGAUCAGCCCUUGCAUUUUAAAUUGGUUACUAACAGACAUUUAAAAAGAAUCAGUUCUGUUAGGACAUUAGCCCUACAGGCUCAUUAUCAACCGUACCUCAACAUGAAUUAAUUUGAUUCAUAUGAUCUAGAGGAAUGUGAUGACUAAAGAAACCCAUUUUGUGCUAGACAUCUAACUGGGCACCGAAUAGCAGUUUGUCACUGAUUCAAGUUCCUGGAAGAUAAGGUGCCAGCAACCCUAACAGCCUGACCCCGACUCAGAAAUGUUCAGCCAUGACCAUCUGUUUGUUGUGAUGUGACUAACUGCUGAUUUAAUUUCUGUAGCUUGCUUAUGUAGUCAUUCAGUCUAUUUUGAGGUCACCUUGAUAAUUCAGUUUUGGCAGAGCAGAGUAGCUCUUGUGGUUUUUGCCUUUAAAAGCUCUUCACCUACCUCUGGGCACAUUUGGGUUCGAGACUGUGGUCCUGCUAUCAGAUUUAAUAAAUUAGUUUAAUUAUA
This is a messenger RNA of Meriones unguiculatus (Mongolian gerbil), 7045 nucleotides long. RefSeq names its product putative zinc finger protein 727. Bases 149 to 1243 code for a protein of 364 amino acids. Gene Ontology annotation, biological process: negative regulation of transcription by RNA polymerase II. Lineage: Eukaryota; Metazoa; Chordata; Mammalia; Rodentia; Muridae. Gene Ontology annotation, molecular function: DNA-binding transcription repressor activity, RNA polymerase II-specific. The transcript has 4 exons. The record is from RefSeq and is a predicted model, not a curated record.